Messenger RNA from Onthophagus taurus, 1916 nucleotides. It is a transcript of the gene jeb, whose product is annotated as low-density lipoprotein receptor domain-containing jelly belly protein. The record is from RefSeq and is a predicted model, not a curated record. Gene Ontology annotation, biological process: positive regulation of MAPK cascade. Gene Ontology annotation, cellular component: terminal bouton. Gene Ontology annotation, molecular function: protein binding; transmembrane receptor protein tyrosine kinase activator activity. NCBI's taxonomy places the organism in Eukaryota, Metazoa, Arthropoda, Insecta, Coleoptera, Scarabaeidae.
CGUUCGGUUUUAGACGCGUGUGGAAGCCCUACGAGGGGGUCCCCGACAAGAAAAAUUAAUCGCGAAAGAAAAUUAUUUCGUUUACUCAAAAUUCACCGAAAAGAAACGAAAUCACUUUAAAGAAAUUUAAUUAAAAAGGAAGAUUUUAUUGAAUUGAGGAAGUGGUUAAAAAAAAUAAGAAAAAAGAGGCGAUUCCAUAAUGUUUUUAAGUCGAUGGGUAUAGAAGAAAUUAAAAAAUUAGAUAAAAGAGAAUAGAAACGAUCGUGGAAGGCGGAGUCGUCGUUGAAGGCAACAAGUGCGAAUCGGCGACGAUAACAAGUUCCGAAUGUGUCCGCCUGCUAUGAUCACUUAGGGACGUAGGAAGGAUGCUGGCCCUUUUGGCCGCCACCGUGUGGGUGUGCGCGCUGGCGACGCCGCAACCGCUGCACCACCUCGAAAGGGGCGCCGUCCGGCGGCCGCAGCUUCUCGUCAGCUGGCAAAAGAGGCAAGAUCAACAUCAUAAUCAACAUUACCAACAAGGUCUGGGACAACAACUUAAUAAACCGGAAACGCAGGUCUUCGUUAGAUCUUCCAGGAAUAGUCCUCAAUAUGACAUACCUCAAAUAGAAUGUCCCCCAGCUAACGAUGGAAUGGAAAGAUUCGCUUGCCCAACACCCGAUAGACACGGAAGAUACCUUUGUAUAGACGACCACGUUCUUUGCGAUGGUUACAUCGAUUGUCCAGCAGGAGAAGAUGAAGAUAGACAAGCCUGUUUAUUCUACAAGACGACAAAGGCACAUUUAGAUGUGCUGGCAGAUGCUUUACUUCGAUGGGCAAGAGGCCGUUAGCGGAAGUUCCUGCAGAAUAACCCAAAUUUCGAAAACCCAACCAAAAACGAAAGGAAAAAAAAAUAAGUAAAUAAAUAAAAUAAGCUACCCCAAAAAAAGUAAAAGCAUAAACAAUCGGUUUUCUUUCAGUAGGAACCUUUCUAACAAAAAAAAAUUAAUGAUACAAAAAGAAUGUUUAUUAAUGAAGAACUGAAUAUAAUAAUAUAAUAAUAAUCAGUCAUUUUGUAACGUUUCCAAGCGGUCAGGAACUUGGAAACUUAAAAUGACUGAAAAUGUUUUUCAUUUCUCGUCCGUUCAAAGUCUGUUAAAUAAAAGCUAUUUAAAUAAAUAGAAAUAAACGAAAAAAUCAUAAAAGGGAAGUGGAAAAAUAAAAAAUAGUCUCUGGGGCUAAGUUUUUUUUAAUUGCCUUAGUUUGAGAGUCAAAGACUUUUCGAAAAAAAAAAAAAUAAAAUAAAUAAAUAAAAAAAUAGAAGAAAACGAAACAGAACGAGGUCGAAAUCAUUCCGUAAACGACAAGAAUGCGUCGUAAUCGGACGAAAAAUAGCCAACAAAAUAAAAUAACAAUAAUAAAAACGUUUAAUUUUCAGUUCCUGUUUUCUAAUUCAAAUUCAUUUCUAAUAAAUUAAAAAAAAAACAAAUUAAGUAUCGCGAUUUUUACAUUUUGGAGGCUGGACUUUUAUUUAACAAAUAAUUAAUUAAUACUAGAAAAGAUUAUGAUGUAAACACCAGACGAAGAAGUGGACGGCGAAAAUAAAUUCUUUUUCGUCGAUUCAUGCGAGCCACUUCGCCUGGAGUUUUAAUUUUUGAUCGAAUUUUUGUGGGGGACGAAUUAAAAAUGAAAUAAUUUGUAAAAUAAUUUGUAAAUAAAAGUUUUUUUGAUGGAAAAAUCGCGAUCGAUUCACAAAUAAGUUUAUAAUUAAGUUUUUUGACCGGCCUAUAUUAUUAUAUUACAAGGAGGAAAAAGUUUGACUAAAAAAAAAAAUGGGAUAAAACGCACUUUUUGCACUUUUUAUGCACGAAAUUCAAUUCAACGCCCAAAAAAAUACUUUAAAAUUGAAAAAAAAAAAAAUUACAUAAUGUGUGUGUGAA